This is a messenger RNA of Pimephales promelas (fathead minnow), 9646 nucleotides long. The record is from RefSeq and is a predicted model, not a curated record. NCBI's taxonomy places the organism in Eukaryota, Metazoa, Chordata, Actinopteri, Cypriniformes, Leuciscidae.
GAGGAAAUGAAUCACACAUUCGACUCUGUCCAUCAUCAACCUCAAAUAACACAAACUGCACUCAUGACAAUGAUAUAGGACUGAUAUGUUCUGGUUACACUGACGUCAGACUGGUCAAUGGUCCAAAAGCAUUUUGGAGUGAUCUGCUCUAAUUCCUCUCUGUCUGUUCAUGACGGUCUGGUGCGGUUGUCUGGAGAGAGACAGUGUGAGGGGGAGCUGGAAGUUUCCAUCCAUCAGGUCUGGAGGAGAGUUCUGCUGGACUCCUGGAGUCUCACUGAAUCCUCUGUGGUCUGCAGACAGCUGGGCUGUGGCUCUGUGCUGAACUUCUCCGGCUCCUCUUCAUCCAGUCCUGAACACAGUCAUGAGUGUGUGACGGGCUUCCAGUGCUCUGGGAGUGAAGCUCAUCUGGGGAACUGCAGCUCUCCACAAACUCUCAACUGCAGCUCCACACAACAGCUGUCAAUCUCCUGCCUUGGCCGCGGGUCCAUCAGGCUGGUGGGUUCUGGGGGAGACUGUGCAGGGAGGCUGGAGGUUUUUCACAGCGGCUCAUGGGGGACAGUGUGUGAUGACUCCUGGGAUAUUAAAGAUGCCCAUGUGGUGUGCAGACAGCUGCAGUGUGGAGUGGCCCUCAGUAACCAGCAGGUACCAGCCUGGUUUGGUCCUGGUUCUGGACACAUAUGGCUGGAUGAGGUGGAGUGUGAGGGGAAUGAGACGUCCCUGUGGAACUGCUCUUCUCCAGGCUGGGGGAAACAUGACUGUCAACACAAGGAGGAUGUAGGAGUCGUGUGCUCAGAGUUUAAAGAGAUCAGGUUAACUGAGGGCUGUGAAGGGAAUGUGGAGGUUUUCUACAAUGGAUCCUGGGGUAAUGUGUGUUACAACAAGAUGGACAGAGACACAGCGAGUCUGAUCUGUCAAGAGCUGAACUGUGGAAGAUCUGGCAGUGAACCCGAUUAUUCAGAGGGACUGAAGUCUCAUAACUGGCUGGAUUAUAUUAAAUGCCGACGUCAUGAUUCCACUCUAUGGCAGUGUCCAUCUUCACCCUGGGGACAGAAUGACUGUAAUAAUGAAGUGGCCAAAAUCACCUGCUUAGACGAGGAUCCCGAGUCUCCUCAGAGUCGUCGCACAUGUUCUACUUCACCAUCUCCUCACCAGAGACAGUGUUCAAAUCAUGUUCCUCUCAGACUGAGUGGAGGUUUGGGCCGGUGCUCUGGGAGGCUGGAGGUGUAUCAUAACACUGUGUGGGGUUCAGUCUGUGCUGAUCUGUGGGACAUCAGCGAUGCUCAGGUGGUCUGCAGGCAGCUGGGUUGUGGAGACGCACUGAGGGCUGAUGGGAAUUCAGUCUUUGGUGCUGGUGAAGGUGUUGUGUGGAUGAACAGAGUCGAGUGCAGAGGGAAUGAGAUUCACCUGUGGGACUGUCCUCACUCCCUGAAGAACCACACUGACUGUUCCCACAAAGAUCACGCUGGACUCACAUGUGCAGAUUUGUCAGUGUCCACUACUCCUGCCACAACAACAUCAUCUUCUCGUCCAGUUUCUCAGACAGUGCGCUCAACAUCAGUCACUCCUCCACAAACUCCUCCAGCAGCGUCUCUCUCUGUGCUUGUGGUUGUACUGGGAGUUUUGCUCGUACUGCUCUUAGUGCCACUGCUUAUACUGGUUCAGCAGAACAGAGUGAUGAGGAGAGAUCUCUCUAAGAGGAGACACAAGACGACGACUGAGGCCGUUUAUGAGGAGAUUCAUCACAGGCCCAUUAAUAGACAGAGUUUCUUCACAAAGGGGGACAGGGCUAAUGAAAUCGCGGGUUACUAUGAUGAUGUCAUUACUGAUGGACUGAAACCAAAACAAGACACACCUGGGAGCUAUGAUGAUGUCACCACCAGUGUUCAGAAUCAGAACUCUAGUAUUAAAGAAGUUGACAUGCCAGAAAAUUAUGAUGAUGUCAUCAUUAAUGAACAGGCACCUCAAGGUGUAAUGGAGGGAGAUCAGGAGGAGUACGAUGAUGUGAAGAACAGCAAUGAAGAUUACAGAAACCUGUUGGACUAUGAUGAUGUGGAGGAGGAGUCAAAAGUGUUGGGCUUUGAUGCUGUAAAUAAACUGGAGAGUUUCCUGUCUCCUGUAAACCGUGUGAAUGUGCGGCUGGUUGGUGGUCACAGUCGCUGUGCUGGUAGAGUGGAGGUUCUUCAUAGAGGUCAGUGGGGAACAGUGUGUGGUGCUGGCUGGGAUUUGGCUGAUGCUGCAGUCGUGUGUAGAGAGCUGGACUGUGGAGAACCUGUAGAUGCUCUGGGUGAUGCUCAUUUUGGACCAGGAUCAGGACCAAUCUGGAUGAGUUAUGUCGCGUGUACUGGAUCAGAGUCUACACUGAAGAACUGUAGGUCAGCAGGAUGGGGUAGAAGCAACUGUGAUCAUAGUAAUGAUGCUGGAGUCAUCUGUUCAGAAGUCCGGCUGGUUGGAGGUUCUCGCUGCUCUGGGAGGUUAGAGAUACUUGAUGAUCAGUCGUGGGUGUCAGUGUGUGACGCUGCCUUUGACCAGCAGGAUGCAGAGGUUGUGUGUAGAGAGCUGGACUGUGGGGCUCCUGUACAGGUGCUGGGAGAAGAUGCUUUUGGAAAAGGAGACGCUCAGAUGUGGACACAAGAGAUUCAGUGCAGAGGAAAUGAGUCUCAGAUUCACCUCUGCCCGACAUCACCGUUAGAUGAAAACAACUGUUCGGAUGCGCACAACAUUGGUUUGCUGUGUACUGACAUAAGAAAUGUGAGACUGGUAAACGGUAGCAGUCGCUGUGCUGGUAGAGUGGAGGUUCUUCAUAGAGGUCAGUGGGGAACAGUGUGUGGAGCUGGCUGGGAUUUGGCUGAUGCUGCAGUGGUGUGUAGAGAGCUGGACUGUGGAGAACCUGUAGAUGCUCUGAGUGAUGCUCAUUUUGGACCAGGAUCAAAACCGUUUAGGAUGAAAAGUGCAAUGUGUGCUGGAUCAGAGUCUACACUUAAGAAAUGUGUAUUCAUGCAACCCACUGAUCUUGAUGUGUGUCUUAAUAAGAGCGCUCAGGUCAUUUGUUCAGAAGUCCGGCUGGUUGGAGGUUCUCGCUGCUCUGGGAGGUUAGAGAUACUUGAUGAUCAGUCGUGGGUGUCAGUGUGUGACGCUGCCUUUGACCAGCAGGAUGCAGAGGUUGUGUGUAGAGAGCUGGACUGUGGGGCUCCUGUACAGGUGCUGGGAGAAGAUGCUUUUGGCAAAGGAGACGCUCAGAUGUGGACACAAGAGAUUCAGUGCAGAGGAAAUGAGUCUCAGAUUCACUUCUGUUCAAAAACACCAUCACACAAACACAACUGUUCUUAUGACAAUGAUGUUGGACUGGUGUGUGCAGACAAUUUGAGAGUAAGGCUGGUUGGUGGUCACAGUCGCUGUGCUGGUAGAGUGGAGGUUCUUCAUAGAGGUCAGUGGGGAACAGUGUGUAGAGCUGGCUGGGAUAUGGCUGAUGCUGCAGUGGUGUGUAGAGAGCUGGACUGUGGAGAACCUGUAGAUGCUCUGACUGAUGCUCAUUUUGGACCAGGAUCAGGACCAAUCUGGACAAAUCCCAGGUUAUGUUCGGGAUCAGAAUCUACACUGAAGAACUGUGGAACAUUAAAUUGGGGUUUUUAUGACUGUGAUCAUACUAAAGAUGCAGGAGUAAUCUGCUCAGGUGUCAGGCUUAUUGGAAACUCCAGUUGCUCUGGGAGGUUAGAGAUACUUGAUGAUCAGUCGUGGGUGUCAGUGUGUGACGCUGCCUUUGACCAGCAGGAUGCAGAGGUUGUGUGUAGAGAGCUGGACUGUGGGGCUCCUGUACAGGUGCUGGGAGAAGAUGCUUUUGGAAAAGGAGACGCUCAGAUGUGGACACAAGAGAUUCAGUGCAGAGGAAAUGAGUCUCAGAUUCACUCUUGUCCAACAUCCUUACACAAAAACAGCUGUUCAGAUUAUAAUUACCAAGGGCUGUUCUGUGCUGGUGAGUCAACAGAAUAUAGCAUCAUACCUUUUACUAAUAGGAUGCAUCUCACUUUACACACACGAACACGAACUAGUGUGCUUACAGAGAUGCACCUACAGUCUCUAUCUGUAUUUUUCUGUCAUUUAGAUAAAAAGAAUGUGCGGUUGGUUGGUGGUCACAGUCGCUGUGCUGGUAGAGUGGAGGUUCUUCAUAGAGGUCAGUGGGGAACAGUGUGUGGUAGUGGUUGGGAUUUGGCUGAUGCUGCAGUGGUGUGUAGAGAGCUGGACUGUGGAGAACCUGUAGAUGCUCUGGGUGAUGCUCAUUUUGGACCAGGAUCAGGAACAAUCUGGAUGGAUCUUGUAUUUUGCACUGGAUCAGAGUCAACACUGAAGAACUGUGGGUCAUCUGGAUGGAACAUACAUGGCUGUACUCACAAUUAUGAUGCCGGUGUCAUCUGUUCGGGCCAUCAAGCUUCCAGACUCAUUAAUGGAUCUCACCUCUGCUCUGGGAGGUUAGAGAUACUUGAUGAUCAGUCGUGGGUGUCAGUGUGUGACGCUGCCUUUGACCAGCAGGAUGCAGAGGUUGUGUGUAGAGAGCUGGACUGUGGGGCUCCUGUACAGGUGCUGGGAGAAGAUGCUUUUGGAAAAGGAGACGCUCAGAUGUGGACACAAGAGAUUCAGUGCAGAGGAAAUGAGUCUCAGAUUUCAUUUUGCUCAAUUUCAUUAUCACACAAACAAAGCUGUACCAGUGACUUUAAUGUGGGUCUGGUCUGUUCUGGUUACACUGAUCUCAGACUGGUCAAUGGUCCUGACAUCUGUUCUGGAAGAGUGGAGCUUCGGUUCCUCAGUAAAUGGGGCACAGUGUGUGAUGCAUGCUGGGAUAUGAGAGCUGCCAGUGUCCUCUGUAGACAGCUGAAUUGUGGGAUUGCUGUGUCUGUUGUGGGAUCAGACUGGUUUGGAGAGGGAAGUGGUGAAAUCUGGGCUGAUGUGUUUGAUUGUGACGGGAAUGAAACAAAACUCUCAGAAUGUCCCGUCUCUUCAUGGAGUCGAGCUGAAUGUUCUCAUGGACGAGAUGUUGGAGUCAUUUGCUCUGAUUCCUCUCUGUCUGUUCAUGACGGUCUGGUGCGGUUGUCUGGAGAGAGACAGUGUGAGGGGGAGCUGGAAGUUUCCAUCCAUCAGGUCUGGAGGAGAGUUCUGCUGGACUCCUGGAGUCUCACUGAAUCCUCUGUGGUCUGCAGACAGCUGGGCUGUGGCUCUGUGCUGAACUUCUCCGGCUCCUCUUCAUCCAGUCCUGAACACAGUCAUGAGUGUGUGACGGGCUUCCAGUGCUCUGGGAGUGAAGCUCAUCUGGGGAACUGCAGCUCUCCACAAACUCUCAACUGCAGCUCCACACAACAGCUGUCAAUCUCCUGCCUUGGUGAGCCGCGGGUCCAUCAGGCUGGUGGGUUCUGGGGAGACUGUGCAGGGAGGCUGGAGGUUUUUCACAGCGGCUCAUGGGGGACAGUGUGUGAUGACUCCUGGGAUAUUAAAGAUGCCCAUGUGGUGUGCAGACAGCUGCAGUGUGGAGUGGCCCUCAGUAACCAGCAGGUACCAGCCUGGUUUGGUCCUGGUUCUGGACACAUAUGGCUGGAUGAGGUGGAGUGUGAGGGGAAUGAGACGUCCCUGUGGAACUGCUCUUCUCCAGGCUGGGAGAAACAUGACUGUCAACACAAGGAGGAUGUAGGAGUCGUGUGCUCAGAGUUUAAAGAGAUCAGGUUAACUGAGGGCUGUGAAGGGAAUGUGGAGGUUUUCUACAAUGGAUCCUGGGGUAAUGUGUGCUGGAACCAGAUGGACAGAGACACAGCGAGUCUGAUCUGUCAAGAGCUGAACUGUGGAAGAUCUGGUACUUUUUCCAAUUCUAUAACAAGGCUGGAUUCAGCUCGUAACUGGCUGGAUAAAGUAAAAUGUCGACCACAUGAUUCAAAUCUGUGGCAGUGUCCAUCUUUACCCUUGGGAAAGAAUGACUGUGGUGAAAAUGAAGUGGCCAAAAUCACCUGCUCAGAACAUAAAAGUCUUGAGUCCCCUCGAAGCUAUUUGACAAGUUCUACAUCUCCCUACAAGAGACAGCGUUCAGAGCAUGUUCCUCUCAGACUGAGUGGAGGUUUGGGCCGGUGCUCUGGAAGGCUGGAGGUGUAUCAUAACGCUGUGUGGGGUUCAGUCUGUGCUGAUCUGUGGGACAUCAGCGAUGCUCAGGUGGUCUGCAGGCAGCUGGGUUGUGGAGACGCACUGAGGGCUGAUGGGAAUUCAGUGUUUGGUGCUGGUGAAGGUGUUGUGUGGAUGAACAGAGUCGAGUGCAGAGGGAAUGAGAUUCACCUGUGGGACUGUCCUCACUCCCUGAACCACACUGACUGUUCCCACAAAGAUCACGCUGGACUCACAUGUGCAGAUUUGUCAGUGUCCACUACUCCUGCCACAACAACAUCAUCUUCUCGUCCAGUUUCUCAGACAGUGCGCUCAACAUCAGUCACUCCUCCACAAACUCCUCCAGCAGCGUCUCUCUCUGUGCUUGUGGUUGUACUGGUAGUUUUGCUCGUACUGCUCUUAGUGCCACUGCUUAUACUAGUUCAGCAGAACAGAGUGAUGAGGAGAGAUCUCUCUAAGAGGAGACACAAGAUGACGACUGAGGCCGUUUAUGAGGAGAUUCAUCACAGACCCACUAAUAGACAGAGUUUCUUCACAAAGGGGGAAGACACACCUGGAAGCUAUGAUGAUGUCAUCACCAGUGUUCAGAAUCAGAACUCUGGUAUUAAAGAAGUGGACAUGCCAGAAAAUUAUGAUGAUGUCAUCAUUAAUGAACAGGCACCUCAAGGUGUAACGGAGGGAGAUCAGGAGGAGUACGAUGAUGUGAAGAACAGCAAUGAAGAUUACAGAAACCUUCUGGACUAUGAUGAUGUGGGGGAGGAGUCAGUGUUGGGCUUUGAUGCUGUAAAUAAACUGGAGAGUUUCCUGUCUCCUGUAAUGGAGAGCGACGCAGAGACAUGGAAAUGGAUCCUGGCCGAAAAAGGUGCACUCCAUGAUUUAGAGAGCUCAGCGUGGAGUUCUGGCAGGAAGGCGCUGGGCGUCGGCAGCUUUGAAGGAAUCAGCCGUCGAGCCUGUUGGGCGCAAGCUCGAGGAAGAGGCUCCGGCGAGGCAUUCGCGGUGGUGACAGACUCCGGCGGCCUUUGUGAAAAAAGGCGUUUUUUCCUGCGCAAAGUCCGGCUGGUUGGAGGUUCUCGCUGCUCUGGGAGGUUAGAGAUACUUGAUGAUCAGUCGUGGGUGUCAGUGUGUGACGCUGCCUUUGACCAGCAGGAUGCAGAGGUUGUGUGUAGAGAGCUGGACUGUGGGGCUCCUGUACAGGUGCUGGGAGAAGAUGCUUUUGGCAAAGGAGACGCUCAGAUGUGGACACAAGAGAUUCAGUGCAGAGGAAAUGAGUCUCAGAUUCACUUCUGUCCAACAUCCUUACACAAAAACAGCUGUUCACAUGAUAAUUACCAGGGGCUGUUCUGUGCUGACAUAAGAAAUGUGAGACUGGUAAACGGUAGCAGUCGCUGUGCUGGUAGAGUGGAGGUUCUUCAUAGAGGUCAGUGGGGAACAGUGUGUGGUGCUGGCUGGGAUUUGGCUGAUGCUGCAGUGGUGUGUAGAGAGCUGGACUGUGGAGAACCUGUAGAUGCUCUGUAUGAUGUUCAUUUUGGACUGGGAUCAAAACCGUUUUGGAUGAAAAAUGCGAUGUGUACUGGAUCAGAGUCUACACUUAAGAAAUGUGGAUUCAUACAACCAACUGAUCCUGAUGUGUGUCUUAAUAAGAGCGCUCAAGUCAUUUGUUCAGGAGUCCGACUGGUUGGAGGUUCUCGCUGCUCUGGGAGGUUAGAGAUACUUGAUGAUCAGUCGUGGGUGUCAGUGUGUGACGCUGCCUUUGACCAGCAGGAUGCAGAGGUUGUGUGUAGAGAGCUGGACUGUGGGGCUCCUAUACAGGUGCUGGGAGAAGAUGCUUUUGGAAAAGGAGACGCUCAGAUGUGGACACAAGAGAUUCAGUGCAGAGGAAAUGAAUCUCAGAUUCACUUCUGUUCAAAAUCACAUGAAAACAACUGUUCACAUGAUAAUGAUGUUGGACUGGUGUGUGCAGACAAUUUGAGAGUAAGGCUGGUUGGUGGCCACAGUCGCUGUGCUGGUAGAGUGGAGGUUCUUCAUAGAGGUCAGUGGGGAACAGUGUGUGAUGAUUUCUGGGAUAUGACUGAUGCUGCAGUGGUGUGUAGAGAGCUGGACUGUGGAGAACCUGUAGAUGCUCUGGGUGAUGCUCAUUUUGGACCAGGAUCAGGAUCAAUCUGGACAAAUCGCAAAUUAUGUUCGGGAUCAGAAUCUACAUUGAAAAACUGUGGAACAAUAAAUUGGGGUAUUUAUGACUGUGAUCAUACUAAAGAUGCAGGAGUAAUCUGCUCAGGUGUCAGGCUUAUUGGAAACUCCAGUUGCUCUGGGAGGUUAGAGAUACUUGAUGAUCAGUCGUGGGUGUCAGUGUGUGACGCUGCCUUUGACCAGCAGGAUGCAGAGGUUGUGUGUAGAGAGCUGGACUGUGGGGCUCCUGUACAGGUGCUGGGAGAAGAUGCUUUUGGAAAAGGAGACACUCAGAUGUGGACACAAGAGAUUCAGUGCAGAGGAAAUGAGUCUCAGAUUCACUUCUGUCCAACAUCCUUACACAAAAACAGCUGUUCACAUGAUAAUUACCAGGGGCUGUUCUGUGCUGGUUACACAGAUACUAAACUGAUGAAUGGUUCAGACUCUUGUUCUGGAAGAGUGGAGCUUCGGUUUCUCAAUAAAUGGGGCACAGUGUGUGAUGCAUGCUGGGAUAUGAGAGCUGCCAGUGUCCUCUGUAGACAGCUGAAUUGUGGGAUUGCUGUGUCUGUUGUGGGAUCAGACUGGUUUGGAGAGGGAAGUGGUGAAAUCUGGGCUGAUGUGUUUGAUUGUGACGGGAAUGAAACAAAACUCUCAGAAUGUUCCGUCUCUUCAUGGAGUCGAGCUGAAUGUUCUCAUGGACGAGAUGUUGGAGUCAUUUGCUCUAAUUCCUCUCUGUCUGUUCAUGACGGUCUGGUGCGGUUGUCUGGAGAGAGACAGUGUGAGGGGGAGCUGGAAGUUUCCAUCCAUCAGGUCUGGAGGAGAGUUCUGCUGGACUCCUGGAGUCUCACUGAAUCCUCUGUGGUCUGCAGACAGCUGGGCUGUGGCUCUGUGCUGAACUUCUCCGGCUCCUCUUCAUCCAGUCCUGAACACAGUCAUGAGUGUGUGACGGGCUUCCAGUGCUCUGGGAGUGAAGCUCAUCUGGGGAACUGCAGCUCUCCACAAACUCUCAACUGCAGCUCCACACAACAGCUGUCAAUCUCCUGCCUUGGCCGCGGGUCCAUCAGGCUGGUGGGUUCUGGGGGAGACUGUGCAGGGAGGCUGGAGGUUUUUCACAGCGGCUCAUGGGGGACAGUUGUGAUGACUCCUGGGAUAUUAAAGAUGCCCAUGUGGUGUGCAGACAGCUGCAGUGUGGAGUGGCCUCAGUAACCAGCAGGUACCAGCCUGGUUUGGUCCUGGUUCUGGACACAUAUGGCUGGAUGAGGUGGAGUGUGAGGGGAAUGAGACGUCCCUGUGGAACUGCUCUUCUCCAGGCUGGGGGAAACAUGACUGUCAACACAAGGAGGAUGUA